GGCUGUCCUCACAUCAGGGUCGCUCCUGACACCGGUCUCACUGUCACCCAACGUGCAGUCAGCUGAGGGGGGCAUGUUCAGCAGAAAAAAGCUGAAGGGCAUUCAUACUGCAUCACUUCCCACCGUGCAGGCUGUUUGUCUCAUGAGCAAGCCUUAAUCUCCUGCUCUUCUGCAGCUUACACUGGCCAGCAGUGACCAUGUAAUGUCAUGCUAUGCUAAUGAGGUCGGGGAGGCUUUUCGUGCUCUGGUGCCAGUGAGCGCGGUAUGGGGCAGCUACGCUGUGGCCACAGCGUACGUUACUGCUGAUGCUGUGGACAAAGGGAAGAAAGCAGCGGAGGCUCACGGGGACAACCCGGGCAGGACAACACGGGUAGCGGUGGCAGUGGUGGACACGUUUGUGUGGCAGGCCCUCGCCUCUGUGAUGAUCCCGGGCUUCACCAUCAACCGGGUGUGCGCUGCGUCACUUUACCUGCUGGGCAAGACCACCAAGCUGCCCCUGUCUGUCCGCAAGUGGACCACCACGGCUAUCGGCCUCUCUACGAUCCCCUUCAUCAUCACUCCUAUUGACAGGUCGGUGGAUUUCCUGCUGGACUCAAGCCUGCGGAAGGUCUACGGUGAGGGAGAGAAGCACGAAUAAGGAGGGAUGAUGCAUGACUGAUGACCCCCCUCCUGGACAGAGACCAGUCCAGUCUUCGUAGACCUGUGCGGAUUAUCCACCACUGUGAAGCACUGGAGAAGUGUGAAGAAGGAUUUCAUAGAGGGAGGCUCUAUAGUUAUUCAGAAUACAUAUUAUAAUACAAUUUUAUUUUAGAAUUUUUAUAAUUUAUUUAACAAAAUUAAGGUUGUUCAAAGGGAAAUCCUUCUUCAUCGGGAUUGUUAACUUUAACCUCAGGGCAAUCUGGGUAGUGACACCAAAAAAUGUUUAAAAAGGAAUCUAACAGUUACGAAAUGUUUAAAUAUCCAGUUGUUACAGUGAAUCCUGCUCCUGUAAGUACUCUCCGGCAGGUAUACAGUGUGCUGUUAAAUUCCUGUGAUCGUCCUCUAAGGUUGCCUCCAUGGUUUAGAGUUGUGGGCUGUGGCUCACCUCAUUUCCAGUUGUCAAGGAGAUUAAGUACAAAUGCACACUUGCAGUGUUUAAUAGCCAUAUACAGUGGUACUGUAAUGAAACUCCAGAAGGCCAGUUUGCCACGAUGUCCCUCUCAUUCAUCACUCUCUCAAAAUUGGUCUGUUUUUUUUUUCUUUCUUGUGUCUGUUACUUGGAAUAGAUGUUUCAAGUUGUUUCACUCUACUUUAUGAGCCAAAGUUUGCACUGGGAGUAUUUUUUUUUUUUUACACCAUAGUUACAACCUAUAUUAAUCUUGGUGAAUACUUGUAGCGGCGACAUGUUGUACCUUUUGCAGUGCUCCUCACAAGUAUUUGAAUUGUCGGUCAAUAAGUUUGUUGUCGGACAACCGUGAUGUAAAAUGCUGUAAAUUCUUCAACCUGAAUAUGUUCAAUAUGCCCGCUUCAAACAUCUGUAACUAGUUUAAAAUUCCCUGUCCAGCAUCUGGAGUCAAGCUGUUUGACUCCACCCGGUACCAGAUUAAUCUGAGACAUUAUGUUGUGAUCCGAUUUUGAAAUUUCACAGUCUUCCAAGCAAGCUUUAAGCAAUUUUAACAGCUUUUCCCUCGUCAAUGCAGAAGAUUAUAUUUAAUCAAUCUUUGAAUUAUAUAAAGGUCCCAUAUUAUGUUCAAUUUCAAGAUUAAACUUUCUUUUGAGGCGUCUGCUAGAAAAUGUUAACAUGUGUUAAUGUUAAAAAUGUCCAGUGCUGCAGCACCUCUAUUCACUCUCUCUUUGAACACUCCGAUUUAGCUUCUGUUUCUUUAAGGCCCCACACCCACGCCCAGUCUGCUCUGAUUGGUCAGCUCUCAUGGGCCUGAGCAAGCACCACCUGCCGUGUUUUCGAUGGCACCUCUACCAGGGGGGUGUGGCUGAGGGUAAUGACUGUACAGUUGUGACAUCACAACCUUACGGAAGUCCAGACAGCUCGCUUGAAGGCACAGUUUCUGAAUGCGGGCUGCUUAUCAUCAAAUAAGAAGUGCAAAUCUCACUUUGACACUAUGGGACCUUUUUAAAUGUAGAGUUGAACUUCUCAUAUACUUGUGGAGGUCAGUGUCAUACCUAUGCACAAAAUGGUUUAAGGGAUUAUUUCAUUAAUAUACUGUAUAUCUAUAUAUUAUUUUCAUUGUUUUUUUUUUUAGGAGCAAUGUAGAAAUACUGUAUCUUACAUUGAACUAUGCAACGGAAACAAAUGGUUGUGUAGAUACUUACGCCUCGCAAACUCAAUGGAUUGUUAUCUUCCAUUGAAAAAAUAAAGUAUGCAGUUACAUAAUGUUCAAAUGUUGUAAAAUAAGAAGGGAAGUCUGAUACAAAUGUAUCUUAAAGUUUGGAUGAGCUAUAACAAGGACAAAGAGGAACAUGGGAAUGGAAAUCAUUGCCAAUUAUUGUACACUGUACAUACCAGUGUACCUGUUAAGCAAUAACCUUUGUUUAAUGUUUUUUGUGUCGCACCAUAUUCUCUCUGCUGUGAAGGAUGUGGUUCACUUUUUCAUGCUGAACGAAAAGAUUGUGAAAACUCGGGGUGCACCAACUGUCAUGUUCUUACUUGAUGGUACUGAGAAGUCAUGCAACAAUGGCACUAUUUUCAAUAGUAUUUAAUAAACAGAUCAGGUCACAAGAAGGCCCAUUAAAUUACGUUUUUAUAUUUUUUUUCCUAAUGGUUAAAACACGCACACUAAAAGCACAAAGCAUAUUAUUUUCACACUGGUAAUUUGAGUUGUCGUUAGCAGGAAAAACGGGUAAAAGUAAAGGUGUCAAACGUCGACACGGUUUACUUUUAAAGGUGUACUAUCAAAGAAGUCCACCGUUUGAAUUCAUAUGGAGAAACUAAUAGGAGGCGCCAUAUGACCAGCGUAACUGCUAACUGCUGGUAAUUGUAGUUGGUGUUAGUUUGUUAGCACAGUUAGCUGCGCAGCUAGUCAUUUACAACAUCAACUCUGUUGAUAUUUUCAGGACAAUAUUUUAAACUUAGUGCAAGAUUAAGUAUCUCAAGGCAGUGAUUAACAGUGCAUACUAACAUACCUGUGCUCCUCCUGCUGUGACAUUUCAAAUUGUCAGCAAUUUAGAAAUCAUAUUGGUGCACCCCUAGCUGAAUUAUAUAUAUUCAUAUUCGAUUUUAACAUUUCAGAUUGUACACAGAACUUUAUUGUGUUUUCACUGUUGCACGCUGCGAAUGAAACUGUUAACGUUUUUUUUAAAGUGGCCGUUCAGGAAGAAAUGAGUGAAAUGAGUCACACUUUCAGCCUUAACAAAAACAAACUAACAAGAACAAAUUGUCAAACCUCAAACUGUGUUCUGUGUGCUGUAGUUCACAAGGUAGAGAUUUUAUUUUCAAAUGUGAAAGCAACUGCUGAAAGCUGAAGCUCCACUCAUCACAACGGACACGUGACACUCAGCAGUCCAACUAUUCUCUUACAACUUCUGCAAACACUGGAGAAAAAAAACAAAACAAAACAAAAAACUUGUGUAGUGAAAUAAAUGAUGUAAUGACGAGCGUGUGUGUGCAUUGGUCAUUAAAGAAUGGGAGUACAUUUA
Molecule: messenger RNA, 3633 nt
Organism: Acanthopagrus latus (yellowfin seabream)
Lineage: Eukaryota; Metazoa; Chordata; Actinopteri; Spariformes; Sparidae
Gene: mtfp1
Product: mitochondrial fission process 1
Exons: 4
Coding region: 203-637 (144 amino acids)
Biological process (GO): mitochondrial fission
Cellular component (GO): mitochondrion
Source: RefSeq, a predicted model, not a curated record